Molecule: messenger RNA, 731 nt
Organism: Corticium candelabrum
Lineage: Eukaryota; Metazoa; Porifera; Homoscleromorpha; Homosclerophorida; Plakinidae
Product: EF-hand domain-containing protein D2-like
Exons: 3
Coding region: 22-579 (185 amino acids)
Molecular function (GO): calcium ion binding
Source: RefSeq, a predicted model, not a curated record
UAUGACAUACGGGCUACAGCCAUGGCGGAUUCAGAACUAGCAGGAAAGCUUGGAAGGCAGAGUGACAUAAAUGAGGGCCAAAUACAGCCAACUAAGGUUUCCCAAUCUGUGUACGCAGAAUUCAAGGAGUUCUCCAUACAAGAAAUCAAAGAGUAUCGCAAAGUCUUUCAGAAGUACGAUACUGACCGUAGUAAUUUUAUUGACUUUAUGGAGUUGAAGUUGAUGAUGGAAAAGCUAGGGUCUCCACAGACCCAUUUGUCACUGAAAGCGAUGAUCAAAGAAGUCGAUGAAGACAAUGAUGGUCAGAUCAGUUUUAGAGAGUUUAUGCUUAUUUUUCGUAAAUCUCGUUCCGGGGAACUGCAAUGUGAAGGUCUUGCACAGAUUGCACAAACUUGCAAUGUUGCUGAAGAGGGUGUGUCAGGAGCCAAGAGUUUCUUUGAGGCUAAAGUAAAAGAGCAGACUUCUGCAGCAAAAUUUGAGCAAGAAAUCAAGGAAGAACAAGAAAGGAAGAAGAGAGAAGCUGAAGAGAGUGCACAAAGGCGAGCUGCAUUUAAAGAAAAAGCUUCUAUGUUUAAGUAGUUUAGAAGUAUGGCACUGUCUUAUAUCUAAUUGAUUUCAUUCAGCAGAAUAUUGCUGUAGGACACAACACUGCAUUGCUUGAUUUAUUCUGUUCUUGCACGUUUGUGAUUUUUGAAAUGAUUUGGUUUAAUAUUUGCUUGAGCAGCUGUAAA